AGGCUGUCCCACAACUUCGUCAUGGUGAAGUCAACCGUCGCCUUGCUGUGCAAGAGCACGUCAAACCUGAAGAAACGUAAAAUCGAUGAGACACCAGAUCAGUACCUCAAGAAAAUCACGCAUUUAUAUUUGAACGGCAAACAUUUGGACGAAGUAGGCCCCGAGUUAGCGCUGUGCAAGCAGUUGAAUGUGCUCUAUCUUUAUGACAACAUGCUAAAGGAAUUUCCUGAUCUGUCGGUGUUGACACAAAUUACACAUCUUUACCUGCAAAACAACCAAAUUACUCGUAUAGACAACCUUGGUUCUCUUGCGAGAUUGGAAAAAUUGUUUCUAAGCCGAAACUGUAUCUCUUUGGUCGAGGGCUUGGAGGGAUUGACCGCGCUACAGGAGUUACGACUGGACAACCAGAAACUUUAUCCUGGGGAAUCACUUCUGUUUGAUGAACAGAGCGUGACUUCCAUUGCCGAAACGCUGACUCGGUUGGACGUCUCAGGAAACGCCCUUGAAACCUUGGAAGAUUUGACGCCAUUAAAAAAGCUGCUCUAUCUGAGUGCUGGAAACAAUCAUAUUAAAAGCAUAAGGAAGCUGUCAGAAGUACUCCCUAGUUGGCCAGCUCUGACACAUUUGGAGCUCCAGGGAAAUCCGGUGAUGAAGAAACUCCGGGUCCGAGAUGCCAUUGUUGUGAAUACUAAAUCUUUGGAAAUGCUGGACAACAAACCCAUCCCAGAAACUACUCGACAAUUCCUUGAGAACUGGAAUCAUGUCAAGGGGAUUCGACUGGAUAACUCU
Messenger RNA from Opisthorchis viverrini, 789 nucleotides. RefSeq lists its product as hypothetical. Gene Ontology annotation, molecular function: protein binding. The transcript is spliced from 5 exons. The annotation marks the transcript as partial. NCBI's taxonomy places the organism in Eukaryota, Metazoa, Platyhelminthes, Trematoda, Opisthorchiida, Opisthorchiidae. The record is from RefSeq and is a predicted model, not a curated record.